Molecule: messenger RNA, 1737 nt
Organism: Micromonas pusilla CCMP1545
Lineage: Eukaryota; Viridiplantae; Chlorophyta; Mamiellophyceae; Mamiellales; Mamiellaceae
Exons: 3
Coding region: 1-1737 (578 amino acids)
Biological process (GO): L-histidine biosynthetic process
Molecular function (GO): oxo-acid-lyase activity; imidazoleglycerol-phosphate synthase activity
Source: RefSeq, a predicted model, not a curated record
AUGGCGAUGACGCUCUCGACGACGAGCUUCGGCGACGUCGGCGCGUUGACGUCGCGCCGCGGCGGCAAGACGCGCCGCGCCGCCGCCGCCGCCGUCGUCGUCGCGUCGAAAGCGAAGGAGGUGCACCUCCUCGACUACGGCGCGGGCAACGUCCGGUCCGUGCGAAACGCGAUAACGAAGCUCGGGUUCACCGUGAUCGACAUCGCCAAGCCGGAAGAGAUCGCGCGCGCGGACAGGCUGAUAUUCCCGGGCGUCGGCGCGUACGGCAGCGCGAUGGACGUCCUGAAGGCGCGCGGGCUCGUGGACCCGCUGCGCGAUUACGUCGCGUCCGGCAAGCCGUUCAUGGGCGUCUGCCUCGGGCUGCAGCUCCUCUUCGACGGCAGCGAAGAGAGCGGCGGCGUGGAGGGGCUCGGCGUGAUCCCCGGGACCGUCGGGAGGUUCACCGGGGACGACCUCAUCGUGCCGCACAUCGGCUGGAACACGCUCGACGUGAGGAAGGACACCGGGCUGUUGUCCGACGUCCCGGACGGCGACCGGCUGUAUUUCGUGCACUCCUACCGCGCCGUCCCGGAGAAGGCGAACGAGGAUUGGGUCCUCGCGACGUGCGAUUACGGCGGCGAGUUCAUCGCCGCGGUGCAGAAGGGCGAGGUCACGGCGUGCCAGUUCCACCCGGAGAAGUCCGGGGAGAAGGGGAUCGGCAUCUUCAAAAACUUCCUCGAGGGAAACGCAAACGCGAGGGAGGCGGCGGGCGACGGCGCGAGAUCGAGGUCCAAGUCGGAUCGCGUCGCGACGGACAGAGGCCUCGCGAAGCGCGUCAUCGCGUGCCUGGACGUGCGCUCGAACGACAACGGCGACUUGGUCGUCACGAAGGGCGACUCGUACGACGUCCGCGAGUCCAGCUCCGACGGCGGGGACGUACGGAACCUGGGCAAGCCCGUCGAGCUCGCCGGGAAAUAUUUCGAGCAGGGCGCGGACGAGGUCGCCUUCCUCAACAUCACCGGCUACCGCGACCUCCCGCUCACGGACGCGCCGAUGCUCGAAGUCCUGCGACGCAGCAGCGAGACGGUCUUCGUGCCGUUGACCGUGGGAGGCGGGAUCAGGGACUUCACGGACAGCAACGGCGUGAGUUACACGUCGUUGGAGGUUGCGUCUGCGUACUUUUCGUCGGGCGCGGAUAAGGCGCACGCGGUGUACGUCGCGGAGGCGUACUACGCGUCCGGGGGUAAAAAAGACGGCACGACGAGCGUGGAGCAGAUCAGCGAGCGGUACGGGAACCAGGCGGUGGUGAUCUCGAUCGACCCGCGGCGGCAGUACGUGAAGGAUCCGAAGGACACGAAGAACAAGACGGUAAAGACGUCGCGGCCGGGGCCCAACGGCGAGGAACACGUCUGGUUUCAGUGCACGGUCAUGGGCGGGCGGGAGGGGCGGGACAUCGGCGCGUACGAGCUCGCGGUCGCGAUGGAGGACCUCGGCGCCGGGGAGAUUUUGCUCAACUGCAUCGACGAGGACGGGCAAGGGAACGGGUUCGAUCACGAGCUCGUCGGGUUGGUGUCCGACGCGGUGAAGAUUCCCGUCAUCGCGUCGUCGGGCGCGGGGUGCCCGCGACACUUCGUGGACGUCUUCAGCAGCACCAACUGCAGCGCCGCGCUCGCGGCGGGGAUUUUUCACCGCGGCGAGGUGGACAUCUCGGAGGUGAAGGCGGACAUGCGAGAGAACGCGAUUCCGACGCGGACGUGA